Molecule: messenger RNA, 654 nt
Organism: Colletotrichum tamarilloi
Lineage: Eukaryota; Fungi; Ascomycota; Sordariomycetes; Glomerellales; Glomerellaceae
Product: ribosomal protein L1p/L10e family protein
Exons: 3
Coding region: 1-654 (217 amino acids)
Biological process (GO): maturation of LSU-rRNA; translation
Cellular component (GO): cytosolic large ribosomal subunit
Molecular function (GO): RNA binding; structural constituent of ribosome
Source: RefSeq, a predicted model, not a curated record
AUGUCGAAAAUUACGGUUGCCAACGUCCGCACUCAGGUCUCUGAGCUGCUCGAGUACUCUCUCGAGACCAAGAAGCGCAACUUCCUCGAGUCUGUCGAGCUUCAGAUCGGCCUCAAGAACUAUGACCCCCAGCGUGACAAGCGUUUCUCCGGCACCGUCCGCCUCCCGGUCGUCCCCCGCCCCAACAUGAGCAUCUGCAUUCUCGGUGACCAGCACGAUAUCGAUCGUGCCAAGCACGGUGGUGUUGACGCCAUGUCCGCCGACGACUUGAAGAAGCUUAACAAGAACAAGAAGCUCAUCAAGAAGCUCGCUCGCAAGUACGACGCCUUCGUCGCUUCCGAGACCUUGAUCAAGCAGAUCCCCCGUCUCUUGGGUCCCGGUCUGUCCAAGGCCGGCAAGUUCCCCACCCCCGUCUCCCACGCCGACGAUCUCUCUGGCAAGAUCACCGAGGUCAAGUCCACCAUCAAGUUCCAGCUGAAGAAGGUUCUCUGCAUGGGUGUCGCCGUCGGCAACGUCGGCAUGACCCAGGAGCAGCUGAUUGCCAACAUCAUGUUGGCCAUCAACUACCUCGUCUCCCUGCUGAAGAAGGGCUGGCAGAACGUUGGAAGCUUGACCAUCAAGGCUUCCAUGUCUCCCCCCAAGCGCCUCUACUAA